This is a messenger RNA of Salvia hispanica, 903 nucleotides long. The record is from RefSeq and is a predicted model, not a curated record. NCBI's taxonomy places the organism in Eukaryota, Viridiplantae, Streptophyta, Magnoliopsida, Lamiales, Lamiaceae.
AUGGGGGAGCCGCCAUUAACGAAUCAAGCAUGGGAUUCUUUGAUUCAAGAGGUGCAGAGGGAGGCCGACGAGGAGGCGGCGGCGGCGGCGGCGAUCCCUCGUGAGAUUUGUCAUCGUCGGACAAUCCCACGGGACCAUGUCGGAGCGGCUGAGCGGCUUAUGACCGACUAUUUUAGCGCUGACCCUCGUUACCCGGCUGAGAUUUUUCGUCGGCGUUUCAGAAUGUCGCGACCGCUCUUUACCCAUAUAGCGACGACAUUGGCGGACCGGUUCGAGUGCUUCACGCUCCGGAGUGAUUGCACCGGCCGGAUCGGGUCUGUCUACUUUGCAUUUUGUAAGGGCAUUCGGGAAGUCUUUGGUCCGGAGUUCCUACGAAAGCCAACCCCUGAUGAGUGCCAGAGACUGCUAGAUAUGCACGGUGCGGUGCACAAUUUCCCAGGCAUGAUGGGCAGCAUUGAUUGCAUGCAUUGGGAGUGGAAAAACUGCCCGGUGGCGUGGAAAGGCCAGUUCACUACCGGUUCGAACAACGACAUCAACGUUCUGCAGUCGUCGCCUAUCUUCAAUGAUGAGUGCCGGGGAGAGGGUCCGCAGAUCAGUUUUGUAGCAAAUGGCACGCAGUAUCGCAGGGGAUACUAUUUGGCAGAUGGAAUAUACCCUCGUUGGCCCGUAUUCGUCAAGACACUUCGCCAACCGGCUGGAGCGAAGAGACAAUAUUUUGCGCGAAAACAAGAGGCCGCUAGGAAAGAUGUUGAGCGAGCUUUUGGUGUGCUCCAAGCGCGAUGGGCCAUUCUACGCUGCCCGGCACGAGUGUGGCACGAAGAUGAUGUCGCGGAUAUUAUGGUAGCAUGUAUCAUAUUGCACAAUAUGAUAAUAGAAGAUGAAGGAUUUGCUGCAGAACGUUAG